AGUGUCUCUGAACGGGUCACUCUAGCUGGGGCGCUCAACCUCUUGGCAUGAUCUGACCCCUCUUGCCACUGUCCUGCUGAAAGACAGACUUCACAUACUGAGGACGACCGGAUAAGAGACCAGAAAGGAAGCAGACCGGUACUCUCUCUCUCUUUCAUUCUCUCUCUCUCCGUCUGUCUUUCUUUCUCAGCUCUCUACAUCACUCUACCUCCUGCACCCCCUCUGAGCCGCAAGCAUGGAGAUCCCAAUCGGCGUUCGCCCACCCCAGAGCUACACGUGCCUGGGCCAGGAGAAGCACCAGAUGCUGGACCUGAACAGGCGCCUGGAGUCCUACUUGGGCCGGGUCCAGUACUUGGAGAUGGAGAACCACGUCCUGCGGGAGGAGAUCCAGACGCUGAGGAGCAGCCACGAGCCGCGGGCGCAGCAGCGGAGAGCCCUGGAGGCGGCGCUGCAGGAGGCCAGGGAGGAGCUGCAGCGUGCCUGGACGGAGAAGGACAAGCUGGACGUGCAGAUGGGCAACCUGAGCGAGGAGCUGCAGGCGGUGGAGUGCCAGAGGCAGAAGGUGGCGGCCGCACGCGCCGAGGCCCAGGGCCGCCUGGCGGAGAGUCGGAGGGAGCUGGAGGACGAGCACAGGGCGCAGAUCUGGCUCAAGGACGCGGCGGCCCAGCUGGAGAACGAGCUGCACUUCCAGACGCAGGUCCACCGGGAGGACGUCUCGGCAAUGAAGGCCUCGCUGGCUCAGGCCAGGCCUUUGCAGCUGGCUCCAGCGCACGCCCACACCCACACCCACGCACCGAGCGCGUGCGACCUGGGCCUGGAGUACUCGCAGCAGGCGGCCCAGGCGUGGAGAGUGGCGUCGGAGGCGUACGAGAGGCAGGCACAGCGGCUGGAGGAGUCCCUGGGCCAGGCCAAGGCCCGUCUGAGCCACAUCUCGCAAGAGAGGAGGGAGAACCAGAUGAAGCUCCAGAGCCUGACCAAGGACCUGGAGGCGGCCCGCGCCAAGAAAGACAUGCUGGAGAGGAGAGUGACCCAUCAGAGGGACAGACAGAGCCAGGACAUCACUCAGCUCCAGGUCCAUGUGGAAGCGCUGGAGGAGGAGAAGACAAGCCUCGCGGUGCAGAUUGAGGACCUCAUCAUGGAGAGCCGGACCCUGCUGCAGCUGAAAAUGUCUUUGGGGCUGGAGGUUGCCACUUACAGAACUUUAUUAGAUGGUGAAAACCAACGAGUCAAUGACCCUUCCAGAAACAAACACGCCAUCCGGACAGUCUUCUCCACAGAUGGAUUCCCAAGUCGUCAGGAGCUGAAGCAGAUCCUUCCAAAAACAGCUUUCUCCAGCAACACAAGCAAACCUUCCACCUCAGCCAUGAGAUCAAGCCUGCAACCUAAACCACCGCUGACAUCAAGCACUCCUCUCUCAACCCCAAACUGUAUUCAUUCUGCAGCCCCUGACCAUUCCCCAGCUGCGCAAGAGGAGCAGGAGUCCAGGGCAGAGGACUGGUCCACGCUUAACACAGCCACUGAGGCGCUAAAUGGCAAGGACUCUGUAGAUCACUUCAGGCCUGAGGAGGUUUGUGAGGAGGUGAGGUAUGCUGCAGCUUUCUCUGCUGCCUCCGCCACACCAAACACCCUUGCCAUGGAAGAGUCCUUUGAGAGGUACAUGACUGAGGAGACGACUGGGGUUAAAGAUCAAGAGCUAGCCUCUGACAUCCUUGUUGCAGAUGACAGCAUUAUGUGUGAUGGGAUAAUGGCUGUCCAUGACCAUGGUGUGCUCCAGGAUUUCAGUGCACAGAGAGUGGAUAUGCACAACACAUCACCAGCAACUGAACUGAGCACUGCAUGCGACACAGAAGGUGAGAUGACUGAUGAUUUCUCUGAGUGGAUCCAGUCACAACCUGAGCAGGAACCUCAACGCACAUGGACAGAAAAAGAUCCAAUGACCAAUGUGGAGAGGACCAAGAGGGCGGAUAAACAGCCAGAUGUUUCUGGACUGGACAGAGUAAAUACAGUCACAGAGUUUGGUGAUUUUGAAGACUCAACUGAGCUGAUCAUUGAAGAUUUUGAUUGUGGUGAAGCAAUAAGCAAUGGUUUUGCAGAUUUAGAGGAAAAUAACUGCUUCUUUGACCCAGAAAGAGAGACCGAUACGAGUCAGGCUUUCUCAGUAGAGAACAUGGCUGAUGGAAGUGAACAAAUAAAUGCAUUAGAAUGUAAGGCACAGGAAACAAAGAAAGUAUUUGAAGAGGGCCAAGCUAAUGACUUGUCACAGCAAGAGAAAGAAAUGCAGGAGGAAAAAGUUGAAGAAGAACUGAGGAGUUUUGAGGAUGGGAAAGAUACAAUGUUUACUGACAGCAAAAAAAUGGAAGGAGACAUGGAAGACAAAUGUAGAGAUACAGAACAAUACCAGCCAACAGAAAGAGACUUUGAAGAGGAUGUAGUUUCCAUCCCACAUAACAACUUCAGCAUGGAUUUUGAAGUAGAUCCACUGCCCACACAUCAUGAGCAGGAACAAACCAGCCACAGUGAAGAGCAUCCAGAGCUACAUGAAGAUGGCUGUCAUGAGAGAGAGGAGGUGGAGAAGGAGGACUUUAAUGAGAGAGAGGAGGUUGAGGAGAAAGAGGACUUCAGCGAGAAAGAGGAGGUGGAGGGGAAGGAGGACUUCAGUGAGAGAGAGGAGAAAGAUGGUGAGGAACUAGACGACUCCCCAAACGUGUCCAUGUCAUGGAAGACAGACCCAGGGGAUUUUGACAGUUACGCUCUGGACAACACGCUCACCGACACUCGACCCCUCAUCCGGUACAAAAGCGAUGACACUGACGUAAACACCCAGGCCUCCCACAUGGGCGUGAGCGACUCCAGCGACAGCGAAGAUGAUCGCCAUGCAGGGGCUGAAUACCGGGCUGUCACCAAGUGCAAAAGGUUUGACACCAUGGAGGACUUGUCUGAGGAGCCAGAGGUAGAGGCCAUGGGUGAGGUGGGGAUAAAUGAACCCCCUCCUGUGAUUGAUGUUCUGUCAGAAAACCACUACAUGGCUCUCCAAGAAGAGUAUGGUAAUGCUAACUAUGAGAGCAUGAUUGUUGACCAAAUGAGGAAGAUGGAUGAGAAGAAGACUGAAAUUGGAGAGGAUCAUUCAAGGAGUGAUGCCAUGGAGGCAGAUAAAGAAUUACAAAACGUUGAGGACACAGGGAAGGACGAGGAGAGACAGGAGGAUAUAGAAUUGAUGCACAAGGAACAGGCUGAGAACACUCAAACACACAUUUUACCUGAGGACUUCCCAGAAGACACUAUGGAGAGAUUGGUUGACAUGCAGCCCCAAACUAAACAGUAUUUUAAGGUAGAAGAUGUCAUUGAGACUUUUAGUCAGGGAGAGACAACUGAUGACCUGCCAAAACCUGAAGACCUGAAAACACAGUCCUCUACCUUUGUUGAGCCACUUGCACUAACAGAAAACACAUUUUGUACAUCACAUGAGGCAGCAGAAUCUGAAACCGAACCCUUAGAGGGCAGUUUUACAGAAGAGAACACAGAGAGUCUGGUUGACAUGCCCCCUCAAACUAAACCGUUUUCAAAGAAAGAAGUUGUAACUGAGACUAGUCAGGGAGAGACAACUGAUGACCUGCCAAAACCUGAAGUCCUGACAACACAGUCUUCUUAUGUUGAGCCACUUGCACUAACUCAAAACAUCUUAGGUACAUUACAUGAAGCAGCAGCAUUUUCAAAAAAACCCUCAGAGGGCAGUUUUACAGAAGAGACUAUGGAGAGUCUGGUUGACAUGCCCCCUCAAACUGAACAGUUCUUAAAGAAAGAAGUUGUAACUGAGACUGUUAGUCAGGGAGAUACAAUUGACGACCUGCCAACACAUUCUUCUCCUUAUUUUGAGCCACUUGAACUAACUCAAAACAUCUUAGGUGCAUUACAUGAUGCAGGAGAAUUUGAAACCAAACCUUCAGAGGGCAGAUUUACAGAGAAAGGAACCAUUUACAAUAGCAUGGACAAAACAGAUGAGGAGGAUUGGCAGGAACUCUCCAUGCUGACUCACGCAGAUGCCACCAGCAAUCUCUCCCUGAGCAGUGAGCCUGCCAGCAGGCUGGGAAGCCAGCCUCAAGCUGCCCACUCCAGUGAUGUUGAUGAUGAAGAAAAAGAAGAUGAAUCCCACUCCUCAGAGGAAGAGUCGCCUAAUGCCAGCCAAUGCCCAUCUCCUGGCGCCUUUGCCAAGCCACUCAAGAUGCAUCCGACACUUGAAGAAGCCUCUGAAAAUCUCUCUGGAGCCCCAUUUGAAGCAUUUGGUGAUGAUACACUUGGAGUCCCUGAGUGUUUCACAGAGCAAGGCUAUCCCCAUGAGGAUGAGUGGGAGGUUUUGAACACUUCCUCCAAAAGCCAAGGCGCAGACAACCCAAAAGAAUUUGAAUCCUUCAAUCCUUUGGAAGAAAACAACUCCCCAUUCACAGAGGCCUAUGCCAAGCAAACGGCUGAGUGUGUCGACAUAUUUCAAGAUGGCAAAGUAGACGAGCCACCUAAAAGCAACGGGAAAGACAACCUCCACAGUUUCUUCAGCACCAACAUGGAGGAAGACUUCUGGGGCUCCACUCCACAGAUGGCGGCCACCUUCAACCCAGAGGAGGCUAACCAGGAACAACAUCACAGCGUCACCUUUCAAACCAGUCAGCACCUGAGGUUCGAGGAGGCCUGGGGAUCUCCCAAAGACCAUCGAGAUGUCGACGGGAGUGCUGAGAAGUCCACCCUCUUGUCUUCAAUGCCAUUAUUCGGGAUGGAGGAAGGACAUUCCCAGAUAAAGACCAUGCUUGGAAGAGGGGGAGAGCAGGUUGCAGCCACCCAGUCAGAUGACUCAGUUGAUGAAGGCGACUCGUGGUCUUCUGGGGAGGAGUAGAAUGAUGGGACACCAAUAAUUUAAUUGAGACUAAUUAUGUUAAAUAUGAUAAUUAAAAGAUACCACUAAGCAAAAACACAUGAAUGCUAUUUUGUGUUUGAUGUUCUGAUAUGAAUUAAAAGGGGGAUGUUAAAAACUUCAAUAGUACCUGGAGGAAGACCAAAGCCACCAGGCAGUGUAAUCUUGUCUCAGAGUUUUUAACACACUAUGAACCUUUCUACAGCUCUGUUCGAAACGGAAGGCAGAGGCUCGCUGCCUAAAUAGAGAGCUGUCUCACUAGACAUGACUUUGGAUUGAAUGCAUCUUUUAUGAAUAAGUGUAGCACUCUAGAAUCUUUGGUUAACACUUCGGUAUGACGUUAGCAAAAGCCUGAACGUUAAACUAAACUAGCUUGCAGAAGCUAGUAGGCUAACGGUAGAAAGUACUUUGACAGGCGGCACAUAUAUCGGACCAGACGCUAUUAAUGGUUACAACAAUGGUAUAAUUAGAUUAUAUAAGUAAAUCAAGUAUUUCAUAACGUAAAUACAAAACAAGGUUGUCAUCCCUUUCUGCCCAUAAUAGAACUGAAACUUUAACAUUGAAAUGAAGCGCUUUCAGAUAUAACCUCCGGAGUAGGCUACAUGUGGAGGUUUGUCAAACGGAGGUCCUACCCUUCGGAUGAUUCAGAUAUGA
Molecule: messenger RNA, 5554 nt
Organism: Alosa sapidissima (American shad)
Lineage: Eukaryota; Metazoa; Chordata; Actinopteri; Clupeiformes; Clupeidae
Gene: nes
Product: nestin
Exons: 4
Coding region: 236-4882 (1548 amino acids)
Biological process (GO): positive regulation of intermediate filament depolymerization
Cellular component (GO): intermediate filament
Molecular function (GO): CCR5 chemokine receptor binding; intermediate filament binding
Source: RefSeq, a predicted model, not a curated record